AUGACUUUGAGGCGUUCUACGAUCUUGGCGAUCGAGCCUCGCCUGAAAGACAUUAUCAAAAACUUAGACAGUAGGAACAAUAUUAAGUCUAAGAAGAAUAUAGGACGGCAGAUUGUAGCUCCAAUGAAGCAAGUGAAAAGUCCUAAUCAACAAAAAAUUCCUCAUCAAGGAAAAAUUAACUUCAGUAUUUCACAAGUUUAUCAACACAUCGAUGAGCCUUUACCAUCGCUAUCAUUUGACGAGAUGUUUGACGAAAUUGCUCAAUCACUUCUCGAGCAACCUGAUAAUAUUGCUCUUGAAUCUGGUUUUAGAAGGCUUUUCAAAACAAAAAUAGCAAUUGUUUGGAAAUAUGAAACCGAAAAGAACAUAUUUUACGCUCCAUCUUACAGAAAAAGUGUAAUUGCAGGGACAGGAAUUAUGGGCGAAGUUUUUCGAGUUGGCUCAUAUAUCACAGCUCCUGUCCAAUGUGAACAUGAAAAAUUUAAUAGUGCAAAUGAUGGAGCACUUGUCAGUCCACAAAAUAACAUAUUGGUUUUUCCUAUUGACGGCGACAAUGGUACGAUUGCAUAUGUAGCACAAAUAUCACUUGGAUUGAAUUCCCAGAGUCCAUUUACUGACUAUGAAUUCAAAACAGCAACAAAAUUAAUCGAAAAAUUCAAAAUUUACGGUUCAACUUUAUUUAACAGAUUUAACACGCAAAAUAUAUCAGAUUCACUUAAAAUAUCACAACGAUCUGCAGAAGUUGUCUGUGAAACUUUUGCAAAAUAUUUUCAAUGCGGAUAUGUGUUUUUCAUUGUUUACAGACCGAAAACCCAGCAAUACUUACGCAUUACAAAAGAUUCCGAUGCCGAAAACAAGGAUUUCCUUCAAGAAGGGAAACUUGGAUUUUCAUCCGAUUCUUUUGUGUACCUUACGGCAAUAAAUGUACCAGAUGUAACACAAGCAGCGAACUACUUACCAGAAAUAGAUGGUGUCGACCAAGUUGCAGCCCUUUCGAUGCCAUUUGUCGAUGAAAAUGAAUGUACUUGGGUCUGCAUUUUGAAAUCUCCAAAGGGAAAGCCCACAUUUUCAGCACUCGAUGAAAAUAAGCUCCAAGUAACGAUACCGUUCGCAUGUAGAGCUCUUUCAUUCCUUUUCUUGCCGAAAUCAUUGGAUGAAGAAAUAGAUCAAUUUGAGACAAGACUGAAAAGUUUACUCGAAGUUGCCGAAAUUCUGUCAGGAGUUCUCGAUAUCGAUACCCUUCUCCCGACAAUUAUGAACCACGCGACAAAAUUAUUGUCAUGUGAGCGUUGUUCUCUUUUCCUGGUCGAUGCCGCACAUAACGAGCUCGUCACCAGGUUCCACGGUGGCCUUUCCAACGCAAUUCGUGUGAAAAUUGGCCGUGGUAUCGUAGGAAGCUGCGCUCAAUCAGGAGAUAUCGUAAAUAUUAAGGACGCUUAUGCAGAUUCAAGGUUCGAUAGGAGUGUAGAUCUUGCCACAGGCUUUACUACGCGUUCACUUCUCUGUAUUCCCAUUGAAAAUAACAGAGGUGAAAUUACGGGUGUUACAGAAAUGAUUAACAAGCUUAAUGAUGGCUUAUUCGACGACGAUGAUAUCAAAAUGUUACUUGCUUUCAACGUUUUCUGUGGAAUUUCUAUUGAUAAUGCAAGAUUGUACAAAGCAAGUCUUGAUUUAACAAGACAGCUUCGAUCGUUCAUCGAAAUGACUGCUUCUCUCAAUACUACUGCAAACUCUCUCAACAAAAUCCUUGAAGAAAUUCUUCAAAACAUCAAGGAAAUUGUAAAUGCUUCGAGAGUGACACUUUUUUUGAUCGACGAAGUAGACAAUUCACUGAAAGAAGAAAUGAAUAUUGGCGAACAACAGAAAUACGGAACAAUGUUCGCUAAUGAAACUAUUCAGAACCGUAAAUUUAUGUUAUUUGAUCAUAAAGAAGUUUUAGGUCAUACACAGACACAACAACUAAACGCAGCUAUUGAAAAGAUCCUUGCUGCAGGUUUAGAUGCUGAUCUGCUUGUAUUUGGUGAAGAUGAAGGAGAAUAUGCUGAAGAAGAAGAAUUUUACGCUGAAGAUGAAAUGGCAAACAAUAUAAGUAUAGACCAAAACUUGCAAAUGAACCUUCAUGGAAUGACUCCUCAUGAACAGUAUCAAUUUGCACAAAAUAAUCCGGAUAUAAAUGAUGGCGGUUUUCAUCCAUUUGGUGGAAUAGGAGUACCAAAAUCCGAAUCAGGCCACUUUAACUUCAGUCCAAACGCGCUUCUCAAGGCGGAUGAUGAAGAAGAGGAACAAAAUCAAAAAGAUGAUCAGCAGAAUCAACAAGAAAAUGUACCAGUCAACCAAUUCGGCGUUCCUUACAUCCAAAGUACACAUUCUAACCUCGGUUUGAUUGAUCAAAACGCACUUGGAAACCAAAUGAUGUUAGUUACAAGCGAUGAUGAAGAAUCAAGUCAAGAACAAGAGCAACCACCAAGAAAAGAUUCACCACGCCAUGUUGCCUUCCCAGAUAACCCUCCAGAAGGCGAAGUUCCAUUUGCUCAUGGUUCUCCAUUCGCCGAAAAAAGUGACAAUGGGAAUUCCCCGGACGAUAAAAAAUCUCCUCCACCAGGAAGUCCUGCUCCAAAGGCAAAUCCACAGUUCAAUGGACCAGAACCAUUCAGUGAUGGACAAAGUCCAUUCAGCAAUGCUCUCGACAAUGGCGCAAACUCUUUCAAUGAUGACAAGAGCUCAUUUAGCGAUGAAAAGAAUGAGAACAAAGAGUCCCAAGGCGGCGUUGUUGAAGAUGACGAAGAAGAAGACAAAGAAGGCUCCAACGAAGUUAUUUGUUGUUUACCACUUAUGUCCAGUGAAGCAGCAACUCUUGGUGUCAUCGAAAUCUCCUGCAAUUGGAAGAUUCUUUCCGAAGAUGUCAAAUUACUCGAGUGUUUCUCAGUUUUCGCAUCAGUUUCCAUCGAAAUAUUCCGCAUGAAAGAAGUUGCAACUCUCGGAGAAGCAGCCAGUGAAAUGAAGUCUUGGAUUGCGGACAACGAGCUCCAAUUAACAUCCAAGAUCCCCAACAAACUUACCAUCAACAUGUCUAAGUUAUCCAGCGUUUUGAUGGUCAAGUUCAACGCUCCUGAUUGGGAUGGAAUUGGUUUAAUCAAAGUUGUCUAUGCAAUUUUCGACAUUUUUGACAUCAACCAAACUUUCGGAGUAACUAACGAAAGACUAUUUAGAUUCCUUUCCGAGAUACGCGAUAACUACAAGAAAGUUCCUUACCACAAUUGGAGACACGCCGUUGAUGUCAUGCAGUUUGUUGCUUAUCAGAUUUUGGUUUCUGGAUGCAACACAAUUUUGUCGAAAUUUGAGAUUUUCGCGAUUUUAGUCGCGUGUUUGUGCCAUGAUGUUGGACAUGAUGGCUUCACGAAUGCCUUCAAUGAGAAAGCAGAGACUCCUUUAGGUUUGUUGUUCAAGAACCAGUCUGUCAUGGAAACACAUCAUUGCUCAGUUUCGAUUGGAAUUUUGUCGAAAGAAGAAUGCAACAUUUUCUCGAAAUUGCAGCCGAAUGAAUACAAAAACAUGUGGAUACUUAUCAUCAGAUUGAUAUUGGCUACAGAUAUGGCGAAACACUUCGACAUUCUUAAGGAUAUCAAUCAGAGAGUUGACAACGGAGAAUUCGAUCUCCAAAAGAAUGAAAAUGAUAGAUAUUCGUUCUUGGAAAUUCUCAUCAAAUGUGGUGAUGUAUCAAAUGUUUCUAGACCAUUCGAGUUGGCCAAUAAAUGGUGUGAUGUUCUCUGUGAAGAAUUCUUUAGACAGGGUGAUUUGGAGCAGGCUUCUGGCAUGGAAUACACAUCUCCUUUGAAUGAUAGAGCACAUUUGGAUAAACCAAAGUCACAGAUUGGUUUUUACACGGCUGUUUGCUUGCCUUUGUUCCAGACGGCUGCAAAGAUCAUGCCGAAAUUGCAGUGUAAUGUUGACCAAGUACAGAGUAACUUAGCACAAUGGAAAGCUGAAAUAGAAGCAAAACAAUAA
Trichomonas vaginalis G3 is the source of this 4005-nucleotide messenger RNA. Its product is annotated as cyclic nucleotide phosphodiesterase family. Gene Ontology annotation, molecular function: 3',5'-cyclic-nucleotide phosphodiesterase activity; protein binding. NCBI's taxonomy places the organism in Eukaryota, Parabasalia, Trichomonadida, Trichomonadidae. The transcript has a single exon. The record is from RefSeq and is a predicted model, not a curated record. Bases 1 to 4005 code for a protein of 1334 amino acids. Gene Ontology annotation, biological process: signal transduction.